GAGACAUGAGAUUUUCCUUGCACAGGUGAUACCUGUUGUCUAUAUCUAAUAUGAUUCUUUUUUUAUUCUUUACUAGAACUUCAAUCUUUAAUCAUCCAUUGUUCCUAAAUUAUACCAGUAUUAUCUUUCACUCUGACAGGAACAUAAUGCUUCUGUACUCUCAUUUUCACCCUUGUGAACUGGGUAACUGGAGGGAAUCUAUUCCCACUCACCAGAUGACACUGAUUUUUAUACUAAUUUGCAAAGGAGCAAAUGUGGUAUGUGAGAAAUAUUUUUUACACAGCAAGUGCUUAAUGCAUUCCAAAUGCUAUGUGGAAGUGUAACACAGGCAGGAUCAUUCAAGUGAUUUAAGAUGACAUUAGAUAAUCAUUUGAAUAGGAAAAAUGUUUACAUUACUGGAGGAAAAGUCAGAAGAAUGGCAUUGAGUCACAAUGCUUAUUCAGACACCUCGUGCAGAUGUGAACGGUCAAAGGCCUUCUGCAUCAUAACAACAGUUCUGUGAUUUGUCCAUGGUAUAAAGAAUUGCCAGUGUUUGUUGAUGAAUGGGAUGCCAAUCAAGUGGGGUGUUUUGUCAUGUGUGCUGUUUUUAGAGCUGCAUUCAUCCAGUGAGCUGGAGUGUGUUCUAUCAGCAUGCCUAACUUGUGCCUUCGGUCAGCAACUCCCUGCAGAAAUCCCAACAAAUAAUUUGACCUGGGCAAAAAUAUUUUUGCCAGUGAUGUUCCAGAUUAAUAUUGUACCUUUUUAAUGUAAGCAACAACUGCCACGUAGAAAGGCAAUGUUGAACUUGAUAUGGCAGAAGAUUGCUUUUUACUGGGAAGUUAUGAAAAAUUGGCCUCAUUCAAUUUUCAUUCGCUAAAAGGGGUAACUUAAAUUGAGAUUUAGUACAUUAGAUCAUUGUGGCCCUUUUGUGAACCUCAACACUUAAAUUGCAGUCUGGCCUUGCAUACCAAAAAUAGUUAGUGCGCGAGCCAGGAUAUCACCAUCUUUGUUGCCAACCAAAACAACCGUGCAUUUUCUAUUGGUUGCUUUCUCCUUCUUUCCCUUCCCCGGCCAUUGUUGUUUUUCGAGCAGACUUUUCGAAACUGAAAGUGUACCAUGAAGGUUAGAUGACUGAAGAAACUGAUGGUGACGUACCAAGGAGCACACCACACGCCCAAUAAUUUUAAACUCCAACGGCCACCACGGCAGCGCGUGCGGGCUCCGUCAUCGUAGUGACGUCCCAUGAGCGACUGUGCGGCCGGUACCUGAUUGGCUCGGGUACUGAAAGGGAACGAGCUGAGGGUGCUGAUUGGCCAGGCGCUGUACUGCGAGGCAGCCGCAUGUGAUUGGGUGUGGGUGUCACUGAGACAGGCGUCGAGAGUGGGACUAGGAGAAAAAACGACGCCGGAAGGUUGACUUGAGGGAAAAUGGCUGAAUCCCAGUAUUGGUCACGAAGAAUACAAGAAAACCACCACCACGCGGUUUUUAACGACGGAUUUCUUUAUGUGUGGGGUGGCUACGUGACAUAUGAAAAUAACGAAGUUUACUUACCAAAUGAUGAAAUCUGGGUUUAUGAAAUAGAAAGUGGUGUAUGGCAGAGGAAACCAAUGAAAGGAGAACUUCCUCGUCCUAUGUCAGGAAGCUGUGCAGCUUGUCUGAAUGGUAUCAUGUACAUUUUCGGAGGAUAUGAUGACCUAGGAUAUAGUAAUGAACUGUAUUGUGUUAAUUUGCAAGUGAAAGAUGAAAUAUUUACUUGGAAGAAACUCAAUAAUUACCAAGGAAAUCCUCCUACUCCAAGAGACAAACUUUCCUGCUGGGUAUAUAAAGACAAGUUGAUUUUUUUUGGCGGCUAUGGAUGCAAGAAAAUCAGUGAAUUAAAUGAUUCAUUUGACGUGAAUGAAGCAUCCUGGGAAGAAGAGAUGUUCUGGGGGUGGAAUUAUGACAUCCAUGUCUUUGACCCCAACUUAAACAUCUGGUACCAGCCAACAACUAGAGGAAUGCCUCCUCGCCCUCGAGCAGCACAUGCAUGUGCCACAUUGGGAAAUAAAGGAUUUUUAUUUGGAGGAAGAAUACUGGAAACGAGAAUUAAUGAUUUGCACUGCUUGAACUUAGAUACAUGGACUUGGUCAGGAGAAAUUACCAUUAAAGGAGUACGUCCACAGGGUCGUUCAUGGCACACUCUGACUCCUGUGACAGAUGAUCAGCUUUUCCUUUUUGGAGGAUUAAGUGCAGAAAGUCAACCUCUUAGUGAUGCAUGGAUUUACAAUGUUGGAGCUGCAGAAUGGAGGCAAUUAGAACACUGCCCUAGAAAUAGACCAAGGUUGUGGCAUACAGCCUGCCUAGGAAAGGAGCAUGAAGUGAUGGUGUUUGGUGGGAGCAAGGAUGAUUUACUUUCCUAUGAUUCUGGUCACUGUAAUGAUGUGCUUAUCUUUCAAACACAACCCUAUUCACUUUUCAGGUUGUGCUUAGACUGCAUUGCAAAAAAUUCCACAGUUUUGCAAAAUCAACUUCCAUGGUUACCUCAUCAAUUGUUUUCUCAAGUGCAAAAGAAAAUCACUUUCUGGGUUUCAGCUGGACACCAAGAGAAAUAAUAAUGUAUUUUAAACUGCAAGUUUAAUUCAAGAAGGUUUGCGUACAUAACAUUUAAUGAUGUAUUUCACAAUAUACAUCAUUGCAAUGAGCAAAUGUAAUAUUUGAGAUGUACAAACCCAAAUUGGGUUGAUUAUAAACGUGAUUGUUGUUCUGUUGUACAAUAUUUUAUUCAGUUUUGUAGACUAAUUAACAUAGCUACUAUGUUAAUACAUUUUAUAUCAUUCUGGAACUAGAUUUGGAAAUAAAUUGUUUCAUGU
Messenger RNA from Chiloscyllium plagiosum (whitespotted bambooshark), 2828 nucleotides. RefSeq names its product kelch domain-containing protein 1. Lineage: Eukaryota; Metazoa; Chordata; Chondrichthyes; Orectolobiformes; Hemiscylliidae. Gene Ontology annotation, molecular function: protein binding. The record is from RefSeq and is a predicted model, not a curated record.